Molecule: messenger RNA, 2972 nt
Organism: Oncorhynchus keta (chum salmon)
Lineage: Eukaryota; Metazoa; Chordata; Actinopteri; Salmoniformes; Salmonidae
Product: ubiquitin carboxyl-terminal hydrolase MINDY-1-like
Exons: 10
Coding region: 1200-2861 (553 amino acids)
Biological process (GO): protein K48-linked deubiquitination
Cellular component (GO): cell periphery; cytosol
Molecular function (GO): K48-linked deubiquitinase activity; cysteine-type carboxypeptidase activity; cysteine-type deubiquitinase activity
Source: RefSeq, a predicted model, not a curated record
AUGUAUGUAACUUGGUGCUUGACAUCUAAAAAAUAGUUUCCCCCCCUGUGGCUAAUACAGCUCGUGACAUCAUUGUUUACAGACUGUGGUAGAGGAAGUGGAGUAAGCCAAGUCAAGAUUGCGAAGAGACCGUGUAAUGUAAAUAUCAUGCCCGUUGUCAGCCAGCGAAGCUCGUUAAUGUUGUACAAGUCGGUCAGUAUCUUUUCGUAAAAAUCUCAGUUUGCUUUUGAUUGGACCAACACCUGUCUAAAUUUCACGACGUUUUUGCCAAUUUACGCUGUCAACUGGCUUUGAUGGUCUGGUACAAUUUAAGAGUAUGGUUACUCGCAUUCUGGGACGACGUUAAGAUGACAACCAUGCCGCGUUAAUAUCCUAAAAACCUACGAGUCAUUCAUGUCACAAGACAAGGGGCAAGCUUGACUAGCGCCAUCCCGCUCUUCACUUGUUUUCGCUGUAGCUUUUCUGUCAGUCUUCAAUUGGUAUAUUCCCUUGUAUCGUCAGGAAAAGCACAACUUUUAUAACUAGUUAGAUAAGUUUUGCAUCCCCCCAAAGAUAACUUUUCUCUAGUUUGCAGCUGUAGCUUGCCAGAAGUUAUCAAACCAAACCUAUUUGACAGGGAGCUGCAGGUAUCUUACUCUAUAACGUUAAUGGACAGCGGCAGUGCUGAAAAUGAUCUAUAAGAUAUUUGUUGUUAAAGUUUAAAUGUGUGUAUAUAUAUUUUGUGUAAAGAUCAUUGUUUAUUUUUUUGUUGGAGGAAAGCUUGUAGUUUUACACUUGCACUAAAUUUACCAGAAGCCCAUGUGCAAUGUCGAAAAGAUAGCCUAUUUGUUAUGACAUCCCACACUUGAACUGAAAGAAAAUGUGCAAGUAGAUAUUUAAGGCUAUAUGAAAUCCACUCUCUCUUAGUCUGUAUGACAUAAAACAGACAGAGUGGCUGUGGAUUCUGCUGUAGCCAUCCAUCAACCCCGUCUUGCAAACUAAGGACACUGUUACUCAGGAAUGCCAGGGAACUGAUCAUCAAGAUUUCCUUCAGGGUUCACCUAUAAGGUCACUGCCAACUUUUAAAUCUGUGAAUAUACUUAAUGUAAAGGGCUGAGUUUGUUUUUCUAUUCGUAUACAACCUAAGCCUGAAGUAGUCUUUACCGACGACUUGGCCUUAUUUUCAGUUGAUUAAGUGCUACAUUGAACAUUGCCCAGCUAUGGCGGAUUCUGGCACAGAGAUAGUUGGAGGAGAUCUCCUGAGCGUUGUCAAAGAUGACUGCUCUCUGACAGAGGCCAUUUCUAAAGAGGGCGGCCUUACAGCAGGAUCGUCUGCGGCUAAAGAAAUCCAUGAAGACUCCACCAAAGACCCAUCAGUUAAGACUCCAAUUAUGGAAGCAGAAAGUUUUGACGGAUACAGGGAAACCUCACUCACACCAACCACCACGUGUGCGGCCAUGUCUGAAAACGGCACGACAGAAGACGCUCGAUCCACCCUGCAGAGCCAAACUCUGACAGAAGGGAACGGGGAGAGCUCAGAGGCCACAUUUGGAAGGUCGGACGAGUAUAGCCAGUCAGCAACCACCGACUCCGCCUCCUUCUCCAUCCCCAGCCUAGAGUUCUUUGAGGGCAACAACGGGAACGACGAGCCAUUGUCCUCCUUCUCUGCCCUGGGCGUCGAGGGCAGCUCCCUGUCUGCCGAUGUCCCCUGCCUGGCCGACGAUGUCCUGGCUGGCGUCGCUGCUGCCACAGCCACAGGAGGGGCCACCGCCGCGGACCUAGAGCCCAUGAUGCCGGCCUACUACUUUGUGAAGUGGAUCACCUGGAAAGAGAAGAAGACCCCCAUCAUCACACAGAGUGAGAACGGGCCCUGUCCCCUGCUCGCCAUCAUGAACACCCUGUUUCUGCGCUGGAAGGCCAAGCUACCCGCCCAGACAGAAGUUAUCACCACAGAGGACCUGAUGGCUCACCUUGGAGAGUGUGUAUUGUCCAUCAAACCCAGGGAGAAGGCUGAGGGAAUGGAGCUCAACUUUCAGCAGAACAUGAGCGAUGCCAUGGCAGUCCUGCCAAAGCUGUCCACGGGCCUUGAUGUCAAUGUGCGCUUCACGGGCGUGUCAGACUUUGAGUACACUCCAGAGUGUAUCGCCUUUGACCUGCUGGACAUCCCACUCUACCAUGGCUGGCUGGUGGACCCUCAGAGCCCUGAGAUGGUGGCAGCGGUGGGAAAGCUAAGCUACAACCAGCUGGUAGAGAAGAUCAUUGACUACAAGCAUUCGGCCAACAGCAGCCGUAUCAGUGAAGGUUUGGUGGCAGAGCAGUUUCUGGAGUCCACAGCGACCCAGCUGUCGUAUCAUGGACUUUGUGAACUCAACACAACAGUCAAGGAGGGCGAGCUGUCUGUGUUCUUCAGAAACAACCACUUUAGCACUAUGAUAAAGCACAAGGGCCACCUGUACCUGCUGGUGACAGACCAGGGCUUCCUGCAGGAGGGGGGGCUGGUGUGGGAGAGCCUGCACAAUGUGGAGGGUGAUGGCAACUUCUGCGACUCAGACUUUCGCCUGUGCCACCCGCCCCAGAGGAGCGUCCCCGUGACACAGCCCGAAGACCUUACGCCCCAGCAGCAGCAGAGACAGAUCGACCAGGACUACCUUGUGGCCAUGUCUCUGCAGCAGCAGCAGGGGGUGGCCCCGGGGCCCCUCAGUGACCUGGACCUGGCCAGACAGCUGCAGGAGGAGGAGUACCAGCAGCAGCAGCAGCAGCAACAACAACAAGGAGGUCCCUCCCAGGCCCCAGCACAGCAGGUGAGAGGUCAAGCGGCGGCCCAGCCGGGAGGUUCGAGGAGACGGGAGAAAAAGGAUGAUUCGGACUGUGCUAUAUUAUAGCGGCAUCUAACCUUACCCUAGUCUCCAUGAUCUCCCUAUGAUUUUAGCCUGCCCUUCUUUGCAUUAAGCCAACCCCUAACACACACACAUAUAUAUAUAUAUAUAUAUAUA